Galendromus occidentalis (western predatory mite) is the source of this 366-nucleotide messenger RNA. RefSeq lists its product as uncharacterized. Bases 1 to 366 code for a protein of 121 amino acids. The record is from RefSeq and is a predicted model, not a curated record. The transcript is spliced from 3 exons. Lineage: Eukaryota; Metazoa; Arthropoda; Arachnida; Mesostigmata; Phytoseiidae.
AUGGUCGACAAGCUGUACCUCGACGGAAGGUUCAGUCUAGCGCCGUCGCUUUUCUCCCAGAUCGCAUACGCAUUGCUACCAAACAAAACGGCUGAAACGUACACGAGGACGCUGUCCCUCCUCAAGGACGCAUGGCCGGCUCUGGAUCCUUCUUCCGUCGUCAUGGACUUCAAGAGAGCCGUGAUGAAUGCAGUGAGAAGCGUUUUCUCGCCUGACAUCAGGAUCGAUGGAUGCUUCUUCCAUUUAGUGAAGAACAUCAAGCUGAGGGUGGCAGGAGAGGGGCUCAUGAGCCGGUACAGUAAUGACGAUGAGUUCGCCCUCGAAACGAGGAUGUUUGCGGCGUUAGCUUUCGUGCCACCGGCAUAG